GCGAGGUCGCGAUCUCGAUAUACAUCGGAGCUGCGGAUGUAUCGCUUCUAUCUUUCUUCUUUCCCCAAGUCCCUACCCUCUCUGCUACUUGAUUGUAAAACCUUGUAGUUCCAGCUUCACAAACUCGCCAUGGCUUCCAUGCUUCGAUCAGUCACUCGUCCCACAGCACUUCGAGCUGUUGCGACCACUCAACCUCUGCGAUCUCUCACAACAGCCAACAAGACCUUUGUCCGAAACAAAGCAACUCUCCCUGAUCUUUCCUACGACUAUGGUGCUCUUGAGCCUGCCAUCUCUGGCAAAAUCAUGGAGCUUCAUCACAGCAAACAUCACCAAACCUACGUAAACUCCUACAAUGAUGCCGCCGAUAAGUACGCGGCCGCCGAAGCCAACGACGAUAUCGCUGCGAAAAUUGCUCUACAGCCCUUGGUCAACUUCCACGGUGGUGGUCACGUCAACCACACUCUCUUCUGGGAGAACUUGGCUCCCAAGAACUCUGGAGGUGGUGAGCCUCCCUCUGGAGAUCUGGCCAAGGCCAUUGACAGCACAUAUGGAGGUUUGGAAGACUUUAAGAAGAAGUUCAACACUGCUCUGGCAGGAAUCCAGGGCAGCGGUUGGGCCUGGUUGGUCAAGGACACUCAGACAGGAAACAUCUCCAUCCAGACAUUUGCCAACCAGGACCCUGUGGUCGGUCGAUACAAGCCCCUGCUGGGUGUUGAUGCAUGGGAGCAUGCCUAUUAUCUUCAAUACCAGAAUCGAAAGGCCGAGUACUUCAGCGCCAUUUGGGACGUGAUCAACUGGAAGGCUGCUGAAAAGAGGUUCUGAGCGCUUUCACAAAAUAACGAUUGAACAUCACUACAUACCCUUGCUCUCCGCUGAGCAUCUAAUCAAUCUACAGACCUUGCAGAGUUGACCAAAAUCCACGAUCUCUUCUGACCGAAUUUCAUUCCCUUUAUCUAUUGAU
Molecule: messenger RNA, 961 nt
Organism: Exophiala viscosa
Lineage: Eukaryota; Fungi; Ascomycota; Eurotiomycetes; Chaetothyriales; Herpotrichiellaceae
Product: Fe-Mn family superoxide dismutase
Exons: 3
Coding region: 130-822 (230 amino acids)
Biological process (GO): superoxide metabolic process
Cellular component (GO): mitochondrion
Molecular function (GO): superoxide dismutase activity; metal ion binding
Source: RefSeq, a predicted model, not a curated record